Molecule: messenger RNA, 1737 nt
Organism: Penicillium subrubescens
Lineage: Eukaryota; Fungi; Ascomycota; Eurotiomycetes; Eurotiales; Aspergillaceae
Product: SANT/Myb-like DNA-binding domain-containing protein
Exons: 3
Coding region: 1-1737 (578 amino acids)
Biological process (GO): negative regulation of transcription by RNA polymerase II; chromatin remodeling; DNA repair
Cellular component (GO): Swr1 complex; nucleus; NuA4 histone acetyltransferase complex
Molecular function (GO): transcription corepressor activity
Source: RefSeq, a predicted model, not a curated record
AUGGCCGCCGCCGCGGAUGUUCGCGACAUGCUGGACUUGCCCGCUGAGGGCCAGCCCAGACCGGCAAAGAAGGCGAAAGUCGUUGAGAAGCGACCGGAGGGUAUCACCCGCGAACUGUACGCGCUUCUCGGAGAACGGGCGCCACCGAUUGCGAUCAACGAGAACAAAUACAAGGGGCGACCCAAGUUCAUGAACAAGUUGCGAGUCCGGAAAUGGUGCAUGACGCCCUUCGCGAACAACGCCAGGUCCGACGGUCUAGUCUUGAACCACUGGCAAAGAGAACACGAGUCGACUCGGCCACCUGCCCCGGAACCAAAUCAGAUGGAACUGGAUGAGACCAAGGAAGGAGGCAAGGAUGAGGCGCCCAAGCCGAAGGAGCAAGAAUAUGCGUUCGCCAAGUACAACAUCAAAGCCCGUGUACCUAGGCGAUACACGGACGAAGAGUACAACCGACACCUGAAGAGCGACGACUGGAGUCGCGAAGAGACGGACUACUUGAUGAAUCUCGCCACCGAAUAUGACCUGCGCUGGGUGAUCAUAGCAGACCGCUACGACUACCAACGACACCUGGACUCGGAGCCUGACGCCAACGCGAUCGUACCAGCCAAGCAAUACCGGACGAUGGAACAGAUGAAAUCGCGGUACUACUACAUCGCCGCUACAAUGCUAGCAAUCGAGCAUCCACCCUCCGAGAUGUCCGAAGCCGAAUUCGCCCUGCACGAACAAAUGUUGAAGUACGACCCAGACCGCGAGCGAGACCGCAAGGAGCUCGCCGCUCUACAACUCAACCGCACCGCAGACGAAGUCCGCGAAGAAGCCAUGCUCCUAGAAGAACUGAAGCGCAUCACAAGCAACGAGCAAAACUUCAUCACUGAGCGUCGCGAACUCUACUCCCGCCUCGAAGUCCCCAUCAGCGUCGGCAACACCGCCAUGUACCAAUCCAGCCAAGGCCUAUCCCAGCUCCUCCAAACCCUCCUCCAAGCCGACAAAAGCAAGAAGCGCCGUUCCAUCCUCGGCCCCGAAGGUGCCAUCCCCAGUCCCGUCGGUCAAACCCCCACACAAGCCACUGCACUCGGCCGCGCCGAAACACCGGGCACAACCGCCGCCACGAAGGAUACCAAGAAAGGUCCCGCCGUUCCACCGACACAACCCGCCGUGCGCACCCUCACUCCAGCCGAGGAAGCCCGCUACGGCGUACAACACCACGAACGCCUCCAAGGAGGCGUCCAAUUUCGCAGCGACCGCGCCCAAAAACUCACCCAGGCCAAGUCGAACGUUCAAACUCAAAAACUGGCCAGUGCUCUGGCAGAACUCGAAAUCCCCUUGCGCUUGUUUAUGCCUACCGAGCGCGUGUGCAAGAACUUUGAGAAACUUAUCCAGUCUGUUAACCUCCUUCUGGACGCCCGCAAGGUCGCCGAGAAAGUUGAGAGUGAGAUUCGUGUUUUGGAAGCUGCUCGGGCUGAACGCGAGCGUAAGAAUGCUCCUGAGGGUUCGAACAAGGAUCCUGAGCAUCCGGAGGUGAAGACCGAGGCGGAUGAUGGGGGUAAUAGUAUGUUGGGCUCCACUGCCGCGGACGCAACGGAGUCCGGGGUCUCCGCUGCAGGUGAGACUGGACAAGCAAAGGGUGAUGAAGCUGUGUCUACACAGACGCCCGUGAAGGAAGACGGGAAUCAUAAGCGGUCCGCCAGUGUUUUGAGCAGUGUUAGUGACAAGAGCUCGAAGCGACAGCGGCGCUGA